Messenger RNA from Dalotia coriaria, 2303 nucleotides. RefSeq names its product mRNA capping enzyme (gene mRNA-cap). The record is from RefSeq and is a predicted model, not a curated record. Gene Ontology annotation, biological process: 7-methylguanosine mRNA capping; protein dephosphorylation. NCBI's taxonomy places the organism in Eukaryota, Metazoa, Arthropoda, Insecta, Coleoptera, Staphylinidae. Gene Ontology annotation, molecular function: ATP binding; mRNA guanylyltransferase activity; mRNA 5'-triphosphate monophosphatase activity.
CAUAGGCAACCAAGUUAACUGAGUGUUUGGCUGGUGUUGACCAGUGUUGACGUCUCCGGAUGGUAUCUGGAUUAAAAACUCUUAUAAUUAGUGCACAAUUAAAUAGACAAAUUAAUAAAGUGUUCUUUGUGCUUUAAUUAAUUUACUCUAACUUAAUACACAUAAUAAGAACUAAAUGAGUAUAGUUUAAUCAGUGAUCCGUACUUAUUUCUAUCAUAACCUCACUCCAAAGUUGCGACUUGGUAACUGCUCAAUAUGAGCAAGUACGGCAAGAGAGGCCCUGGGCCUGUGCCGAAUCGGUGGCUUCGAUGCCCCCGCAAGUCCAAUGGUGUUAUUAUAAACAAAUUUCUUGCAUUCAAAGCACCGCUCAGCGAGGAAUUCAAUGAGCAAGUACCACAAGAAUACAGGUUUCAUCCAGAGAUGCUGAUUGAUAUUUGCAAAUCAAAAAAGAUUAAACUUGGUUUGUGGAUAGACUUAACAAAUACAAAACGCUUCUACAAGGAGAGCUCAGUUAAGGAAGCUGACAUUACUUACAUGAAGAUGCCAUGCAGAGGUCAUGGAGAGACACCAUCAAAAGAACAGACAGAGGAUUUUAUUAAUGUUGUAUCAACUUUUAUUGAACAGCAUCCACUGCAUAGUAUAGGAGUGCAUUGUACACAUGGUUUUAAUAGGACUGGUUUUUUAAUUGUUUCUUAUUUGGUGGAGAAGGAGGAUUGUAGUUUACCAAUUGCACUGCAAAUGUUUGCAAAGGUGCGGCCGCCUGGUAUUUAUAAAAAGGAUUAUUUAGAGGAGUUGUAUGCUAGGUAUGAUGAUCCUGAAGAUACUCCACCACCACCCAUACUUCCAGAUUGGUGUUAUGAAGAGGACGAGGAAAAAAGUACUGAUAACGACAGUUUCCCAAGUUUUGAUAUGCCUAAUUCAUCGAAUAAUUCUGGUGUUAGUAGUUCCUCUCAACCGCCGAAAAAUAAUAUUCGAAAUUCGAAUGCCAAGCGGGUUCAAUUUAUGGAAGGUGUUCCGGGUGUUUAUCAUUUUACCGAGCAACCCAAGGCACAUGCAUUACAAAGACAAGUUCAAGCUAUGUGCGGAUGGAAAUCGAAAGGUUUUCCUGGAUCUCAACCAAUUUCGAUGGAUGUGGAUAAUAUCAAACUGCUUAGUCAAAAACCAUAUCGCGUGUCCUGGAAAGCCGAUGGAAUGCGUUACAUGAUGCUGAUCGAUGGCGAAAACGAUAUUUAUUUCUUUGAUCGUGAUCACAAUAUUUUCUUUGUGGAGGGAAUAAGGUUUCCGCGCAGGAAAGAUUUACAUGCUCAUCUUAAAAACACCCUUAUUGAUGGUGAAAUGGUAAUAGACAAAGUCCAAGGAGAAAGCAUCCCUCGAUAUUUAGCGUAUGACAUAAUUAAAUUUGAAUCGCAAGAUGUAGGAAAAAUGGCCUUCUAUCCGAUUCGGUUGCAUUGCCUUGAAAAUGAAAUCAUCAAACCUCGAUAUGCCGCAAUGGAGCAGGGCAUAAUCAACAAGGCUUCUGAACCGUUUAGCAUACGACAUAAACAGUUUUGGGAUCUUACCCAGGCUGGUAGUUUAUUAGGACAAAAAUUUGCAGCUACUCUCUCGCACGAGCCAGACGGUCUUAUCUUCCAACCAUCCAAGGAACCCUACGUUGCUGGAAGGUGCGAUGAUGUUUUAAAGUGGAAACCUUUAGAUAUGAACUCUGUCGAUUUCCGAUUAAAAAUCGUUAAAAUUGAAGGCACUGGUAUUGUAUCCAAGAAAGUUGGACAUUUAUUUGUUGGAAAACGGGAUGGUCCGUUUGCUUCUAUGAAGUAUACUAAGGAGUUAAAAGAUUUAGAUGGAAAGAUUAUUGAAUGCAAGUUUGAGGACCAACAGUGGAAGUUUAUGCGCGAACGUACUGAUAAAAGCUUUCCAAACUCUGUGACUACAGCUGAAGCUGUUUGUGGUUCAAUUCUACAUCCAGUCACAAAAGAAUCACUUCUGAACUACAUCGCACGCCAUAAAUUCGAAGACGACAGCAAAAUGAUGCCUCCGCCGAGCAAGAAAGUUCGACGGUAACAAUGACCAACCCAAAUUAGUUACUGGAAUUAAUGAAUGGGUGGUACAGUUGAAAUGGUUAUUUAGUGUAAAUUUAAUUGAGAAGUUUGAUUGGGAAGCGCUCCUUUUUUCACAUUUUAUUUAUUUAUUAAAAAACAUUCAAUCAUGGUAAAGUUCGAAACACUUCGAAAUGAUUUAUUAGUUUUCCACAAGUAAUUAUGAAACAGAAAUUAAAAAUAAAUACCUUAGUUAAUACUUAAAUACAA